AAGUUUGCGUAGUGGUGGUUUUUGCAAAUAGUUUAUUUGUUCGUAUUUAUUGUAUUGCUUUUGUCCUAAUACUCAUUGUAUUUCUCAGUAAGAAAACUGCCAUUAAAGCAAAAUUGUUAUAAUUUACUUUGAGAUAGUUAUCGACAAUUUUGAGAACCAUAACAUAACCUCAACCAAACAUGAAUGUGAGUCAAGAAGAUUUGAAGGAAAUUGGGCAAAUAUGUAUUCCCGGUAUGAGACUGAGUUUGGCCGACAAAGAGCACAUCGCUGGACCCGGAACAUAUGAACUUAAAGGUUACAUUUAUUCCACAUUGACUGGAGUCUUAAAAAUUGAAGAUGAUGAGAAAAAUAAGGUCAAAGUCAUAUCUGUAGAAAGUCCAAGAACACCAAGCAUUCUGCCAAAAGCUGGUGAUAUAGUCACAGCUAAAGUAACAGUGGUUAAUUCCCGAAUGGUGCAAUGCAUCAUCCUGUGCGUUGGUCCAUCAGUUCUGGUGAGACCGUACAGGGGCAUUUUGAAGAAGGAAGACAUCAAGAGUACUGAUAAGGACAGAAUUGAUCCUUACAAAUGUUUUCGGCCAGGAGAUGUGAUAUUGGCUAGAGUUCUGCCAAUGACAGAAAUCCACUGGUACCACAUAUCAACAGCUGAGAACGAGCUGGGCGUCGUCAUAGCAACAGCCGAGGGAUCCCCACAAGGCGUUGGAAUGGUGCCCAUCAGCUGGUCAGAGAUGCAGUGUCCUAAAACACUGGUCAAGGAACCGAGGAAAGUCGCCAGAGUCAUCCCGGACAACAUUAUGAACCAAAAUUUGUUCCCUGCUAAAGUUAAGAAGGAAGUAGUUGAAGUAAAAGACGACUAAUAAAAUAGUUUAGUAUA
Cydia fagiglandana is the source of this 871-nucleotide messenger RNA. RefSeq names its product exosome complex component CSL4 (gene Csl4). Gene Ontology annotation, biological process: RNA processing. The record is from RefSeq and is a predicted model, not a curated record. The transcript has 3 exons. Bases 180 to 854 code for a protein of 224 amino acids. NCBI's taxonomy places the organism in Eukaryota, Metazoa, Arthropoda, Insecta, Lepidoptera, Tortricidae. Gene Ontology annotation, molecular function: RNA binding. Gene Ontology annotation, cellular component: nuclear exosome (RNase complex); cytoplasm.